UCAUUGAACAGCAUCGCUGUCAGUCGGGUUCGCUCACGCUUUGCACCGCCCGCCUCCCCGGUUCUCUGUCUGUUGAGACCGCCGUCAUAUUGGCUGCUAGAAGCAGCAGCGACCACGGCAGAAAAGAAGACCCCCACCAUGACGACGAACGGCCACUCGCACCACUUAAACAGCAAUUUAACAUUUUAAUUAUUUUUAAAGAUUAUUUAGGUAUUUUUUUAUAUUCGGGAUGAUCCCAUCAAGUGUCCCGGUACCUUUCGUGCUUUCAUCCGAUACCGUGGUCCGCAAAGGGGAUAUGUGCCUGACUUCUCUUAAUAGCCAUUUUUUGCAGACAAAGAGAGCUGUUGAAUAGGGCUUUCAGGAAGCACACGGGUCCCAGGUGCUCCUGUUGUUGAAGAACGUGGGCAACAUGUGGAGCAACCUGAAGAGCAAAUGCCAGACGCUCUUUCACAACAGUAGUUCAGGACUUAGUGACAGCAGGGUUGAGGCAGAUGCUGUCCACUGUGUGGUGGACCUUGGCCAAGGAGGCAGCCCAGGCGAGGAGGAGGCACUGGGAGCCUCCAGCCCAACAAGGAGCCUCCUGCCAGUGCCAGUUGUAAAAGCAGCUCGUCGCCAUCACAACUGUGUGUCAGACAUCCCUCAGAUAGUAGAGAUAAGUAUUGAUAAGGAUACUGAGGAUGUGCGAGGUGGAUCAGGAGUUCCCUUGGCCCGUAGAGACUCGUAUUCCCGUCAUGCCCCAUGGGGGGGUAAGAAAAAACACUCAUGUUCCACCAAAACUCAAAGCUCUCUAGAGGCUGAUAGACGCUCUGGGCGAUUGCGAGGGAGUGGGAACCGUCGGGACCGGCGAUACGGCAUCAGCUCCAUCCAGGAGUUAAAUGACCCUGUAUCUGGAGGACGGAGUCUGAAUACUCGCUCUUUGCGCCAGCGGCUAAGUGAUACAGUCGGACUAUGCUUACCCCUACCUGCUCGCAGGCGCUCCCGCUCAUGCAAGAACACGGUCACCUCUAAACGUAAGAUUCACCUGACGGAGCUCAUGCUGGAGACAUGCCCUUUCCCACCUGGCUCUGAUUUGGCUAACAAGUGGCACCUAAUUAAGCAACACACUGCACCAGUCAGUCCGCAUUCCUCUACUGCCCUGUUGGAUGCAUUUGACCCAGCGCACCCCUCUCCUGAGGAUGAGGAAGAGCGCCUUCGUGAGCGCCGCAGACUUAGCAUCGAGGAAGGGGUGGACCCACCACCUAAUGCACAGAUCCACACCCUAGAGGCCUCAUUGCCAGGCUCCUCUCUCUACAAACUGGGACCAAAGAUGGCUCCUGGCAUUGGGGAGGCCUCUGGGGAUGGCCGGGCCUCAGGGACUAGCAGCUCUCUGGGUGCUGGAUCAUCAGGGGCCUGUGCGCAGUUGCUGGGGGCUUCAGCAUCGACCCAAGACUGUGACUCUGAGGAGGAUUCCACCACCCUCUGCCUACAGGCCAGGAGGCCCAAGCAGAGGCAUGCUUCUGGUGAGGGUCACAUGAGCCGACAGCAGCCUGGACCCUGGAAGGUUCACACCCAGAUAGACUACAUCCACUGCUUGGUGCCAGACCUAUUGCAGAUCACAGCACUGCCCUGCUACUGGGGCGUGAUGGACCGCUACGAGGCUGAGGCGCUCCUGGAUGGACGGCCUGAAGGUACCUUCUUGCUCCGUGACUCGGCUCAGGAGGACUACCUCUUCUCCGUUAGCUUCCGCCGUUACAACCGCUCACUGCACGCCCGCAUUGAGCAGUGGAACCACAACUUCAGCUUUGAUGCUCAUGACCCCUGUGUUUUCCACUCUUCCACUGUCACAGGCCUGCUGGAGCACUACAAGGACCCCAGCGCUUGCAUGUUUUUUGAACCCCUACUUACAGCUCCUCUUCAUCGAAACUUCCCCUUUGCCCUGCAGCACUUAGCUCGAGCUGCCAUCUGCCGCCGGACCACUUAUGAUGGUAUAGGCUCACUGCCGCUCCCUCCUGCCCUGCAGGACUUCCUCAAAGAGUAUCACUAUAAACAAAAAGUACGAGUUCGCUGGCUGGAGAGGGAACCACCACUCAAAGUGAAAUAGGGUGGGCUUCUCUAUUGUCUGUAGACGCACUGCAGAAGGAUUACAGGACUUGGAGGAAAUUCCUUAGUGGCCAUUUAGAGACACAGCUCUCUUUUUGGUGGGGGAAUUCAAAUAUAACAAGCUAUACAAGAUUCAUUCUAAUAUUUGUUUUAGUUAAGACUUACAUCACAGAAAAUGCAUAUGAUUAUAUUCAGUAUAACGCUGUUGGACAAGCACGUUUUUGUGUUGAACAGGUUGUUUUGAAAGGAUGGGAGAGCAUAAAUAUCAGCACUUUGUGUCUUUUCUUUCCUGUUUUGUGCUAAAUGUCUGCCUGAUCCCACAACGUCACCCUGCCUGCACACCUGCCUGCAUGCUUCCCCUGUUCAUCCCAAAAUGCUAGUUAGGCCUAAAAUAAUGUGUAAAUCUCUCUCCUUUUUUGUUUCUUUGCUUUUCAAAGCACCUAGUAGAACACCUCCACAUGAAGGGUUUUAAGGUGUGUUUAAGUUAAGAGGGCAUCUGUAGGUGCGUGCUAAUGGUAUACCACAGCCCAAGCUUGUCCCAUGGACAGAUCUAAGUAAGGCAUGCCAUCUCUUUGCACAUUUGAGCAUCACCUAAGCCAGACACAGGGACACAUACUGCAAGGCUUCAUCGAUUUCACUACAGCACAUCAGGGAAAUAAGGUGCUCUUUAAGGGCUAUGGAUUAGUUCUUAAAAAGACAUUCUUUUACUAAAGAAGUAAAGGUUAAGAAUAAAUAAUUAAUCAGUCUAAUGUCCCAUUUAGUGUACGAGCUUAACAUGUCAACUUUAUUGCCUCUGUUGCACCACUGCUUUUUAAUUGAAAGGAAACUGGUCCGAAAAUCCCCUGCCGCAUCUUGCGAAUGUUAGUCGCCCGUCGACGGCCACAGGCACUUCAGCUUGGUGCACAAUCCUGUACAGCCAUUUCAUUCCUUCUAGACUGACACCAGUCUGCAAUUAAGCAGUUUUCUUCACUGAGAUAUGUUAUCGCUUUGUAGUGUUUGGUUUUGCACCCGCGUCGUUUAGUUCUUUUUACAUUUACAGAAAGGAAACCUGGCACAUCCAGGUUUGGCUACACUAAGGACACAGUUGGCUCCGGCAUCAAUUCAAACUUGUUCACUAGAUAUGUAGUCUCUGCUAAGAAUGUACUUAUUACAAUAGUAAAGUUGAUUCUACAUGAUUAGAUUUUACUUUACAAAAUUUUAUCAAAGAAAUGUAAUGCAUGUGAAGCACUAACCAAUAAGAAAAAGGUCAUGUAGCCUUUGAAUACAUUCUUACAUUUUUUUUUGUACUUGAACAGUGCUGCUUUUUUAAUAAUCUAAAUGAUUUUACUUGUGAGACUUCAGUUCUCUGCUGUAGUGCAAAUUUCAACAAUUUCAGUGUAGCCUGUGUGUCCUUAAAUGGUGGUCAACUUGGAGGGGGUAGCGUUCCAGUAAACCGUUAUGCCAUCACUUGGCAAAAAAAGAACAAUGAGAAGGUGCAUGACACACCUACCCGUGGUGCACGUUCAAGUUAGUGGUGCUAUGACCGGUCAUAUUCAUUUGAUGCACGCUUCGGUCUCUCGCCAAAGUCUGGUGGUGGAAAUAAGUUUUUAGUGGGUCCAAUACCAGCCCUACUGUGGCAGACUUCCGUGCAACACGCCCAUGUAUGACCAGCUGUCAACACUCAACUUUAUGAACAAAUCCUAAUGAGAACUGGCGAAGGUUAAUGCUUUACUGAGAGUAUUUUUGUGAUAACAAUCCAACUUUUAAACACUUCUCCUAUCAGCAAACUUAUUAGCAGCAAAUACACUUAAAUAUUGAAUUCAGUUGAACUUUUAAUGAAGCGUGACUAACAGAAUGGAAAGUUUACAGACGACGAUUUAGCGUGCAGCACAAAAAUAUCAAACAUGAACGUGAUGAUGACUGGAAAGACUGUAUUGUAGUUCUCAAUCUAGUUAGAAUUCUCAUCAGCGAGAGUGAAUAAUGAACAAAUGUCAUGGUUUCUUGCCUAUGAAUAUACGUGUUUCUGCUAAAAGCUCUUGCACACAGCGGUGUCUUGUUUACUGAAAUAAUGCAGUACUCGGUGGUGUUAGAGUUAAGCUAUUUGUCAGAUUUACAAACACGUGAAGGCGUUUCCACGCUGCAGUAUGUAAGACUCAGGCUGCUGUUUUUGUUAUAAUAUUUAAUGCCAUAUCAAGCUCACGUCUGUAUUCUGACCACUAGGGGCGUAACAGUUCUGAAACUGCAGUGCCGUUCGAAAUUAGUUAACUAAUCCAACUUUGCGCCACAGCGGCAUGAAUCUGGAGAAUCGUUACCCCCCUACUGACCAUGUUCGGUUUGUUUAACACUUUUUCACAUAAUUAUGAUAAUUACCUGCUUACAUUUUGGAUGACUUUGCUUUUACCGUGUAGCCGGAGCUUGACGGCAUGUUAUUCAUGCAUCAAGUUGGCAGGAAUAACUGUCCUGAGGGGAGUAAGGCUGACAUUUGCAUUGCUUGCAUGUGGACCUUUUUUUUGUUUUAGGGUUUUGAACCAUGUUGUCAAAUAGAAAAUAUGUAGAUCUAUGUAAAAAACCUGCGCACACACACCAUACUGUCUUUCUCACUGCCACCUGGUCAUUCUACUGCUGCUUAGCAAUAGCAUCAAAGUCCCUACUGUACCCCAGGUCACAUGCAGGAACUAAUCACAGGAUAUUUUUGCCAUGUUGAGACAUAAAUUUACCACAAGAGCCACUCUGUUGUCUAACGCCUGAAAACAAUAUCUAUCUGGCCUCAACCUCACUGACCGUCACUGUGCUUUGAUGUAUGAUGUACUUCAUGUGUGUUGGUCCUGAGUUUCGCUCUUACUCCCAAUCUGUCAGUGUGAUGUUAGACUGGAUUUAACAUUGAGGAGAAGCAAAACAGGCUUAUUAAGAGUCCCAGCCUUCUUUAGUGACUGUGGCAUGCAUGCAGAGAGGAUCUGAGAUUUGUUGGAGUAAAUAGCACUUUAAUUUUGUAUUUAUGUCCUAAAGAGAGGUCUGCAGGUGCAUAGAGUUGAUGAAAUUAAUUUGUGGCUUUCCUUUGUGGUCUUGUUCUCUUGCUUUGACCUAAAAUGCCAUAUUCUUAGCCACUGUUCAAAGUCUAUACACCAAAUAUAGAUUUGAACGCUUUCAAACAUACUAAAAGCUGUGAUUUGUGUUUUCUCAGAAUCAAGAAUUAGAAAUAUGGACUCAUUGCAGCUGAAACUGUUUAAUUACUUUAGGGCAGUACUGUAUGUGCAUAAGCUCAAGGUGGCAAGACUUGUUUGGGUGUUAGAAAGGAGGAGAGAGUCAGAAAAGCCAGCGGUCCCGAAGCAUUUCACCUCUGUUCAGGCGUGUGAGCUGCCUCGAUGCUGCAGUGCAUGGGAGUGACGCGUGGAUGCAUAUGUGAGCAUUGACAGAGCCACUCACGGGGAUGCAGAGUUGACUGUGAGGGGUGAUGACACUAACUCCUAUGAACAAUUCUCUCUGCCCUUGUUCCACCCCCACCCCUUUUUGUAUUCUCAGGCAGGCCUGUUUGCAAGGAGAGUCCCAGGACCCUCUCACCCCAGUUUUUCCCCAUGGGAAAUAUCUGACAUUAACUGUAGCACAUGUUUGCCAUAAUACCCAGACAUGUAGGAGAAGGAAACGCGAGAAAAGAACACGCAUGUGUGAGAGAGAGUUGUGUAAUAUAGCCUGAUGUGGUCCGUUUGAUGUCUGCAACACACAUCCAUUUGCACACACUUUUGUGUCCAAUGUCCGCAUUAGCCCAGGUGUCGGCACACACCCACACCCUCCUCACCACCAGUAAUGUGUAAAGGUAGACCACCAUUAGCCAGCAUUAACGUUCUGUGUAACCCCUGCCCCACUCAAAAGAGAAGACAAAGUUGGGUGUUUGUGUGUGUGUGUUUUAUGUGAACUUCAAAAAAGGAAAAAAAAAACUAAAUGCCGUGAAUUUAACUAAUAUGACCUUUUAUUGUCAUUAGUAUGACGUCAUCUCACUGCACUACGAGAGCCAGGAAACCACUGGGUCUGGCCGUGGGUGGGAGAUGAGCUGGUUGUGUCGCUAGCAGAGUCCUCUCACCACCCAUUGCCCCUACCUCGGUACGACUCAUGGCUUCAGCUCUAAGAGGACAAAUGAUAAAAAAAAAAAAUAUUUUCUUUGUUCCCAUAUAUAUUUUAGAAAGCUGGGUUAAGUGCUAUAUGCAAACAAAAAAAUAAGAUGUAUGAAAGAAAUAUUAUUUUUCAUUAACUUUCCCUAAUAUGCAAUGGAGUGUAGUGUAACAAUGGUUGCAAUCCUCUGUCACUUUAAUGCUGUAAUGUGCACAUUGGUUGUUGUGUGGAUGUGGGUGUCGAGGCCUCAGCACUUGACAAUGAUGGGAGCUAAUGGUUGUCACUCUGCAGCACACUUGUGUUCCCGGAUUGCCUUAUUCGUUCUGACCAAUCACAAGAGCCCUUCAAAUCCUGGGCUGCGGUCGUUGGACGAAUAUCGCCGUUUACUUCUUCUGCUUUCUCUCUCUUUUUUUUUCCUAGCCCCCUCCUUUUCUGCUCUUCAGCUGUCUGGUAGUAUUUGGAGCGUGUAAAUGGCAUAAUCAUGUUCACAUCUCACUUGUCUGCUCUGUGUACUUGCGUCAUUGUUCAACGACAGAAGGCGACCUGUUUUCCAGUAUAACCUGUUCAUUUUAGGAGCCGUAUAUUGAGACACUGUCACUCUUGGUGCUUGGCUUAUGCUUCAUUGUCUUAAUAUUCCAAAUAAAACUGUUAAGUGUAACCCACACUGGCCCAUGAUAUAA
Messenger RNA from Betta splendens (Siamese fighting fish), 6842 nucleotides. It is a transcript of the gene socs5b, whose product is annotated as suppressor of cytokine signaling 5b. Gene Ontology annotation, molecular function: 1-phosphatidylinositol-3-kinase regulator activity. Bases 410 to 2080 code for a protein of 556 amino acids. The transcript has 2 exons. Gene Ontology annotation, biological process: intracellular signal transduction; phosphatidylinositol phosphate biosynthetic process. Gene Ontology annotation, cellular component: phosphatidylinositol 3-kinase complex. The record is from RefSeq and is a predicted model, not a curated record. NCBI's taxonomy places the organism in Eukaryota, Metazoa, Chordata, Actinopteri, Anabantiformes, Osphronemidae.